CCGGCUGAGCACCCGCGGCGUGGCAGCGGAGGUGUGUCGGGCAGGUGUGGUGAGAGUCACGGCCUUAUAAACUGUGCAUCGCCCACACCACCGCCAGAGACCAGCCGAGACUCGCUCAAGAAACAUCCCUCAAGAGAAGAUGGUGUCCCGCUGCGUGAGUGUUGCUGUGGCGGUGCUGGUGGUGGUGGUCGCUGUGACCGCUGAGCCAGGCUUCAAGAUUAAGGGACGGUGCCGCCCACACGUGCGCUACGUCCCCUACUACAAGACAGUGGUCAACAAGAUACCAGUCUACCAUACAGUCUACAAGGAGAAGGUGGUGCCCUCCCCCAUCCACCAGACCGUGUACAAGACGCAGUACCAGCCGCAGUACCAGACCAAGUACGUGCCCAAGUACGUGACCAAGUCCGUUUACAACACAGACGUGGAGUACAUCACCAAGUACGACGUGCAGUACCAGACCAAGUACGAGACCAAGUAUGUGCCGCAGUACAAGACAGUGGUGAAGACUGAGCACUCCUACAAGACGGUAUGCCCGAAGACUCCCUACAACCCGUACUGAGGGAAGGAGGGAGGGUAGCGAAGGUAGCGAGGCUCAGCAAGGCCCGUCUGUUCCUGGGUGGUAGUGGCCGCUGCCCCGCCGUCUCACCUCAACACUUUUCCUCUCCCGGCCAGUCUUUGUUUUGUCUGUUUUAUGUUUGCCCAAUAAAUAUAUAAGUGAAAACC
Molecule: messenger RNA, 723 nt
Organism: Scylla paramamosain (green mud crab)
Lineage: Eukaryota; Metazoa; Arthropoda; Malacostraca; Decapoda; Portunidae
Product: adhesive plaque matrix protein-like
Exons: 3
Coding region: 140-559 (139 amino acids)
Source: RefSeq, a predicted model, not a curated record